Messenger RNA from Protopolystoma xenopodis, 1208 nucleotides. The record is from the annotation of a GenBank genome assembly. NCBI's taxonomy places the organism in Eukaryota, Metazoa, Platyhelminthes, Monogenea, Polystomatidea, Polystomatidae.
GCACGUACUAUCUCCACGACUUGGCUAAUGUCUUCGCUUGUGUUUUGCAUACUCACACUGGCUCAAUUGGUAUGGUUGACCUCCGUCCCGUCUCCAUGACUAGUUCAGUCCUCGUCUUUGCUAUGUUUUCUUUGUAUUGUGGUCGACUAAAGUAUCUAUUUACACGAAAUGACUGCGGUCUAGACUUUACUUUAACCUCAUUUAAUCGUCCCAUUUUCGGCCUAUUCUCUGACUGCUCAGACUGGACCCAGACUUCGUACAACAGCACCAUUCCAGACUCCGAUAUGAAUGUGGUGCUUCCUCUGGUGCUGCAACAUCUUUGCCCAUCUUGGGUGGCUUUCGUCGGUCUGGGCGCCGUUUCGGCCGCCGUGAUGUCGUCCGCCGACUCAUCCGUCCUCUCGGCAGCCUCGAUGUUCGCCAGGAACGUGAUCAAGCCCAUCUUCUGGCCGUCCGCCAGUGAGACGCAGAUCAUCUGGGUGAUGCGCGCCAGCAUCUUCAUAAUGGGCGGCUUGGCCUGCCUGAUGGGCAUCCAAAUCCCCUCGAUCUACGGUUUGUGGUACCUCUGCUCUGACCUCGUCUACGUCAUCCUCUUUCCGCAGCUUGUGGCCGUCCUCUUUUUCCCCUUCUCCAACACCUACGGCUCGCUGGUCGGCUACCUGGCCGGUCUCAUCUUCCGACUCACCGCCGGCGAGAGUCUGCUCGGCCUGCCUCCGUUGAUCCGCUAUCCCUACUACUCCGACGAGGGUCAGUACCAACGCUUCCCGACUAAAACAUUUGCAAUGCUCGUCAGCCUGUUGGCCGGAAGCCUCGUCUCUCUCCUCACCGAUCGGGUGUUCGCUCGCCCUAGCAACGUCCGCCUCCGGACCCGCUUCGACGUCUUCCACUGCUACACGCCCGAGGGCAUCGGGAAGGUGGCCUCGGUCAACCGGUUCUGUCUCGUCGUGCCCAACGGCAUUGAAGGCGAGGCGGGCAGCAGUCUGUUGAACCUGGCUGGUGAAGCAAAACACGCUCAUCUGCAAACCUCGCCAUCGCCGUCGCCGUCGCCGUUACCGUCGCCUUUGCCCUCGCCCUGUCUCACACUCAGAGCCAACUCUAAGUCGACCGCCACGACGGCCGGCCGGCCGCCUCAACAUCUCGCCGAAGCCAACUUCAACGCCAACGUCAACGUCGACUCUUCCGCCGACGUAGACGCUGGGGCGGCCAAAUGA